AUGAUUGAAAAUGAUAAUUUAAAUCUAAAUAAUGAUGAACUUGAACCAGAACAAAAACGUAAAGUUUUUAUUGGAAGUUUAUCAUAUCGUAUUGAUGAAAAUACAUUUCGUGAUUAUUGGACACAAUUUGGUACAGUUUUAAAUUCAACAAUUUUACGUGAUCGAGAAGGUCAUUCACGUGGUUUUGGCUUUGUUACAUUUGAUAAUUCAGCAAGUGUUGAUGCUGUUAUGAAAGCAAGACCACAUACACUUGAUAAUCGAGUUGUAGAACCAAAACGAGCAGUACCACGUGAAGCAUCGCAUAAACCAGAUAUGCAAUUAGCAAUAAAAAAACUUUAUUUAGGUGGUAUCAAAGAACCAUUAACAGAAGAUGAUCUUAAAGAUUAUUUUUCUAAAUAUGGAAAUAUUAUAAAUGUAACUGUUACAAAAGAUCGUGAUGGUAAAUAUCGUGGUUAUGGUUUUAUUGAAUUUGAUGAUUAUGAUUCAGUUGAUAAAAUAAUCCUUGAAAAAAAUCAUAUUGUAUCUGGUCAUCAAAUAGAUGUUCAAAAAGCACAAUCAAAAGAUAAUGCACAACGUUCAGGUGGUAAUAUACGAUCUCGACCAGGUCCAUCAUCAUCCAUGUCACGACCUAAUUAUAAUAGAGGUUAUAAUAAUUAUCAACAAAAUAGAUUUAAUGAUUCAUAUGGACAAAUGUCUAAUAAUAAUUAUAGUGGAUAUAAUUCAAAUUUUAAUGAAGGAAAUAAUAAUAGACCUACAUUUGGUCAAGGAUAUAAUCAAGAUAGUGCUAGAGGAGCAAUGCGACGAGGAAAUAUGAGAGGUGGUGGUAGUGAUCGUAAUUAUACACCAUAUAAUCGUGGUGCACGCGGUGGACGUGGUGGUGGUAACAAUCAAGGUCCAUCAUCAUGGACUUCAUGGGAUUAA
Messenger RNA from Rotaria sp. Silwood1, 921 nucleotides. The record is from the annotation of a GenBank genome assembly. Lineage: Eukaryota; Metazoa; Rotifera; Eurotatoria; Philodinida; Philodinidae.